Molecule: messenger RNA, 585 nt
Organism: Papaver somniferum (opium poppy)
Lineage: Eukaryota; Viridiplantae; Streptophyta; Magnoliopsida; Ranunculales; Papaveraceae
Product: BAG family molecular chaperone regulator 5, mitochondrial-like
Exons: 1
Coding region: 1-585 (194 amino acids)
Biological process (GO): protein folding
Cellular component (GO): plasmodesma
Molecular function (GO): protein-folding chaperone binding
Source: RefSeq, a predicted model, not a curated record
AUGGAAAAUCCCUUUUACGAUCCAUUCUUUGAGAAUUGCUGGUCUCCAUCAUCAAGGAGUUACACGAGAGAGGUUCCAGUGGCACCAUCACCACGGAAUUUCACGAGAAAGAGUCCUGUCAAUCAUCAUCAUGACAAUGAGAAUAGAUCUCCAUCGGCCGCGCCCAAAGUAGUUUCAAUUCCUGUAAAUUUUAUAGGAUUGGAAAAGAAAAGAUUCAAUGCUGCGUUGAAGAUACAGAAGGUAUUUAGAGGAUUUUUGGUUCGGAAGAGUAUGCAAAAGAUUCUAGUAAUUAAAAGAGAAGUUGAUGAGAUUCAGAGGAAGUUAUCUGAGAAUGAGAUGAUUGGGUUGAUUUGUAGCAACACCAAGGAAAGGUUAAAGAUGAAUGAGGUGCUGAUGAGAUUGUUGUUGAGGUUGGAUUCUAUUCGCGGUGUUGAUUCUGGUGUUAGGGAUGCUCGAAAAUCAGUCAUCAGGAAAGCGAUUAUGUUGCAGGAUAGGGUUGAUAAGAUCGCUGCUGGAGAGCUAAUGGAUGAUGCUGGAAAUGCUGGAGUCCAAGUUUCGGAAGAUGCAAAAGAAGGUGCAGAAUGA